Messenger RNA from Schistosoma mattheei, 2110 nucleotides. NCBI's taxonomy places the organism in Eukaryota, Metazoa, Platyhelminthes, Trematoda, Strigeidida, Schistosomatidae. The record is from the annotation of a GenBank genome assembly.
AAGACAGGGUUUUUGCUCUUUUAAAAUGUCUGCGGAGUCGGAUACUGUAGAGCGCCUCAAUAGUUACGUUAAGCUUAAUGUCGGUGGAUGCUUGUUCUAUACCACUAUUGGGACGCUUCUGCGCGGUGGCACAAUGCUUACUUGCAAUGUUUAGUGGUCGAAUGGAAGUUAAAACUGAUGAUGACGGUUAGGCUCUGUCAAUUGCGAUGUUCUCUUCAUUGGAGCUUUCUUGUGAAAUCUUGACUCGUGCUAAAGAACACUUGAGCUACACUAAAAGACCUAAUAAUCCUAUAGAGGUGGAUAAUUCACAAAUCAAAUCACUAAUGGCGAUACAUAGUAUUUUCAAUAACCACCAAAUCGAUAUUGAAAAUAUCGAAGUGAUUCAGGUGAGAGGCUUAAUUUUUCUGCCCUCAACAGGAAAGAAGGCCUAACUAUUCAUCCAACUUGUACUUUUUUCCCGAACAACCAUGUUUCUAUACACUCAACAUUUUAACUUCACUACUUCAUACUACAAAUUAUGCACUUUCUAUACCCAGCAUCAUAAAUACAGUGACGUCUCAUACAGAGUCACCUUGACCAGAAAUAACAUGACAUUGAUAUGGCUGGGUACUUAUUGACCGUAGUGGCAAACAUUUUGGGACGAUCUUGAACUAUAUUCGAGAUGGUUCAGCCCCUCUGCCAGAAAAUAGGAAAGAGUUAGAAGAACUAGCUAUGGAAGCCAAAUAUUUCUGCGUUAAAGGUUUAUGUUUAGCAUGUGAAGAGGCGCUUGGUCGUUUGACAAAUUACGAAGACCUUCAAAAUCGUGCAACCAUUAUUAUCGUCAAAUGUCCUAAUGCAGCAAAAUCUUUGCUUUCUACUACCCAUAAGCCUGUUGUUAAACUUACAAUGAACCGGUAUAAUAACGUAUUUUCAUACACAAGUAAUUCACACGACAAUCUCUUGCGCAAUAUUGAAUGUCUGGAGAAAUAUGCUCUUAUGUUUCCUGCUACUGUGUUAUUCGUGAAGGAUGUUCGUGAUAAAAGUGAGCAGAAUGAGAUCUGUGAAUGGAGCUAUUACUGUCGGGGUCAUCGUUUGAAAAGUAUAGACUGUAUAGCUAUUCAUUACUCAUCAGAAAAGCGUCUUAUAAAGGUAGAAUUCCCAGAAUCACGUAUUCAUGAGGAAAUGCUCUCACUACUUUCAGUCGCAAGCCGAAAUUUAAGUGAUGCAGAACUUUUGGAAAUUGCCAUGCGGAAGGCGAAUUGUGUUUCAGGUUCAGCUAGUGGUGCGUUAGUCAGUUACUCUGUUCCCGGGACUACUAGCAACUCGCAGCAGGAAACAGACGAUCAAGAUUUAGAUCAAUCCUCCACCAAUACCACAACGACAGGAAGCCUUUUGAGCACUUCAAUACCACCUGCACGACCAGCUACCGCAACUGGUCUUCUAGACAACCAUGGGAAUCCACUUAGUGCUGGGAGUUCUCGGAGUUCGUUCGGAGCAUCAGUUCGCCUUGGGAGGCGCUAAUAUUUGCUCAUUACCUACUCAUUUCAAAUUGUAAAGCGCCAAAAAUGACUGCAGAUGACAAUCAACAAUAUAUAUCAUUUUUAUUUUAUCGCUAUGUGCGAGAAAACCAUUGGCUUACCUACUUAUUGCAUUACAACUUUGCUGCGUUUAUGUACACACACUUCUAGGUAAUCGAAUAAACCGGAAUUCCCGGUAAAGUGCAAUACAUGAAUGAGAAAUAUUCAGUAACCAGUGCAUAAUUUAUGCGACAAAAUACAUCAGGAAUCAAAAUGUGAUAUUGUUUUUUCUUAUUUAUGAUUUGUUCAAAAAUGAAACCUAAAGCUGGAAAAUUGUUUUUCUCAUUAAAGAUAAACACAUCAAAUUGGGACACCUUAUGUUACGCCUUCUUUAUUCUGUUAAAGUUAUGCAUCUAUCCGAUUUUCCUAUAAAUUACUCGAGUGAACUGUGCCAGCACGUUAAGGUACAGGCUAUACUCCAAUGAAAUCACUAUGUAUUGAGCAUUUUUACAGAAAAAUGCUACUAAUCAUAACUAUUGUAACUGUACAAGAUCUCCUUUACCCAACAAACGAUAAAUUGUAAUUACCAAAAAUAAAGAUUUUUCACAGAAAAA